Messenger RNA from Anastrepha obliqua, 5604 nucleotides. RefSeq lists its product as uncharacterized. Gene Ontology annotation, molecular function: nucleic acid binding. Lineage: Eukaryota; Metazoa; Arthropoda; Insecta; Diptera; Tephritidae. Bases 1 to 5604 code for a protein of 1867 amino acids. Gene Ontology annotation, biological process: DNA integration. The record is from RefSeq and is a predicted model, not a curated record. The transcript has a single exon.
AUGAAAUCUUCGGGUGAUCGCGCCUACGAAAAAUCCGGCGAAGAAGUACCGCGUUAUAACCUCCGCCAUAAGAAACGUGUCGAGAAAGUUCGCGAAGCCAAAAUGGCCGACAAAAAUGGUGAAAGAAGUUCGAGUGACGACGAAAAUGAUUGCGCGAUAGUUCAGCAAGACAAAGUGAUCGAAGAACUACGCGAGCAAAUAAAAGCCUUGCAAAAGUCGCUAGCCUCAUCGGAAAAGGAAAAAGUCCAAUACAUCGAAGCCCUAAAUCAACAAACCGCUAACAACGUCAUCAGUGCCGACGUACCUAGCAUCGAAGCUAUUCCUGUCAGCUUCAAACCAGCCGAAGUUACCUCUGCCAACUUCACAACAGUCAGCGCUACUUCAGCCAGCGCUAUUCCUGCCGAGACUUAUUCUUCUAGUAACCAUUAUGCCAACGCCAAUUUUGCCGGUGCUACAACCGCCAGCACCAAUUAUGCCAACGUUACCUACGCCAGCGCUACUUCUGCCAACGCCAACUUUGCCGGUGCUACAACUGCCACCAGCAAUUACGCCAACGCUACCUCUGCCAGCGUUACUUCUGCCAACGUCAAUCCCGACGCUGCCUUCGGCCCCUAUAUCCGGUCUGCCACGUGCCCGCCAGCAAUAAUGCAGUCGUACAGCCACACCAACCCUUAUUGCCUAAAUCUUCUGCCAGCAAGCUACAUGCCUGCAGUGUCCAACCCACAAAUUACACCGCAGCUCAUCAAUCAAAAAGCUCAAAUAGCACCCAGCACCAGCCAGGUACGUAAAAUUUUAGAUUUGCCAGAUUUUCAUGGCUCGCCCGAAGAGUGGCCUAUGUUUUCUGUGGCCUUUAAGGAAACCACGGAAAUGAAUUCAUAUUCGCAAUUGGAGAAUCUGUUACGUCUCCAGAAAGCCCUAAAGGGGAAAGCCAGACAACAGGUGGAGUCGUUGUUGAUCCACCCAUCCAGUGUAGAUGCGGCCAUGAAAACAUUAGAAUUUCAUUACGGUCGCCCAGAGCUACUUAUUAGAAGCCAAAUAGCGAAAGUUCGAGCGUUCCCACCCGUUACCGGAGGACGAAUUGCCGAUAUACUCAAUUUUAGCUCGAUGGUAUCAAACUUAACUGCCUUUCUAGAAAAUUCAGGUGCGGUACCACAUCUAAAUAAUCCAAUGUUGCUCGAUGAAUUAAUCAGCAAACUGCCGCUGAACAAGAGGGAAGAGUGGACUCGCCACAUCUUCGAAAUGCAAAAGCCAUAUCCCACUGUGCGUGAAUUUAGCAACUGGUUGCAGCACACCGCCAUGUAUGUGUCCAUGGCAAUAGAUGUUAUGCCAACAAAGUAUAUGCCCAACGAUUUUGUGUACAACAAACCUAAAAUGUCGUCCAAGCCCGUAAUGACUGUAACAAAAGAAGAAAAGAAGUGUUUAGUGUGUGACCAAAGCCAUAUUUUAAAUACGUGCUCAAAAUUUAAAGAUGCCGAUUGUUCUAAUCGCUGGAGUAUAGUAAAGAAUAAGCAUCUGUGUUUUUGUUGUUUGCAACCUGGUCACAGUGUACAGAAUUGCCGCAGGCGACGAGUGUGUGGUAUAUCCUCGUGUAAUAAAUUCCACAAUCGGUUGCUUCAUAGUUCCAGUGAUAAUAACAAAAACAAUAUUUCAUCAGCUGAUAAAGCUGUGGCAACUGUUCAAACUGUGCAUCAAAAUCCACAACAUCCACUCGCUCGAUCAAAUUUACCACAACGUAACAAAACACUCCUCAAAUAUUUGCCUGUAAAGCUGAAAGGUCCCAAAGGCGAAAUCAACAUUUUCGCUUUCAUUGACGAAGGCGCAAAAAUAUCCCUAUUGGAGGAAAAUAUAGCGAACGUUCUCGGCCUCAAAGGCAAAUCCAAUUUACUUCGCCUGAAGUGGAUAGGCAAUCAAAGCAUGAGCGAACAGUCGCGGCAAGUGUCAUUUGAAAUUGCCGGCGCAAAUGAAGCAGCAACAAGUUAUGAAAUGAGGGGAGUGCGUACAACAAAAAAGUUGUAUUUGCCGCAGCAGACGUUGAAUUUGAACGACUUCAUACAACGUCACGAACAAUUGGCAAAUAUACCAAUCGCCGAUUACAAUAAUGCAGUGCCGCAAAUGCUUAUUGGACUGUCGCAUACAGAGUUAAUACGAACAAUAAAAACUGUGAAUUUGGACGAUGGCUUUGCAAUCCACAAGACAAUGUUAGGGUGGACAUUAUUUGGCUCGAACGAAUAUCGUUUGAGUGAUGGCACUAUUGGUCAUGUCAACAUUGAAAGCACACAAUUAAACGAAAUUAAUUUACAAAUUACAGAAUAUUUUGCAGCAGAAAAGUUUGAAAUAAAGCAAUUGCCAAGCGUUCGUUCAGAAGCUGAUAUUAGGGCGGAAAAGUUAUUAAACGAGACGACAAGUUUCAGCAUGGCCAUGAAGCGCUUAGAGCAAAUAGAAAUGAAAAUGGAACGGGAAAAAGACUACGGGGAAUGGUAUAAAGCAAAAAUCAACGAGUACAUCGAAAAGGAAUACGCAAAGCGACUUUCACCUGAUGAAGCUAAUGUAAAUGCUGAUCGCACAUGGUAUUUACCACAUUUCGCCACAUGUAAUGUAAACAAAGGAAACAAACGUAGACUUGUUUUCGAUGCCGCAGCAAAAAUAAGUAACAUGUCGUUGAAUUGUGCCCUUAUGAAAGGACCGGAGGAGUAUCAACCAAAAUCGCUGUUGGCAAUAUUGUGUAAGUUUAGACAAGGCAAAUUUGCAGUAUGUGGUGACAUAUGUGAGAUGUUUCACCGAAUUUUGAUUCGCCACGAAGAUCAAAACGCGCAGCGCUUUCUUUGGAGAGGGGGCGAUCGAUCAAAACCGCCAGAUGUUUACGUUAUGCGUGCCAUGAUAUUUGGAUCAAUUAGCUCGCCAUGUUCUGCACAAUUUGUAAAAAACGUGCACGCAGAAAAAUAUCGUGAUGUAAAUGCAAGAGCCGUCAAUGCCAUUGUGGAUCGGCACUAUGUCGACGACUAUAUGGACAGUUUCGACACUGUCGAAGAAUGCAUUAAGGUCACCAAAGAUGUCAUCGAUAUCCAUAGCCACGCCGGGUUCCAGUUAAGAGGGUUGAUGUCAAAUUCGUGCGACAUUCUGCAAGCUGUAUUACACAACGAGCAACCGUGUAAGCAACAAAGAAAUUAUAUAUGCCAAGGGGAGAGUUCUACCGAGAAGGUGCUUGGAAUGCACUGGAACCCAAACAAAGAUUAUUUUUUCUUCAAAUUGCUGUUUUCAAAAGUGCCCAAAGCAGUUUUAGACUGUAGUAGACGGCCAACGAAAGGUGAGAUGCUGAGCGUUACUAUGUCUAUAUUUGAUCCGUUAGGUUUCGCGUGUGGGUUGGUGCUGCGGGCAAAGGUUUUGAUGCAGAGUCUGUGGACCAGGAGUAUAGAUUGGCAUGAGCCAAUCCCCGAAGACGUUUAUAAGAAGUGGUUGCAGUGGUACAAAACGUUGAAUACCAUCGAAAAUUUUAAAAUGCCAAGAUGUUAUGGCGUACAAUUCUUGAAUCCGAAUGCCGAUAUACAGCUACAUAUUUUUGUUGAUGCGAGUGAGAUUGCAUUUGCUGCCGUUGCCUUUUGGCGAAUUCAUCACGCAAAUAAUACAGACAUCGUAUUCGUUGCUGGCCGAUCCCGGUGCAGCCCGCUGAAGCCAUUGUCCAUUCCGAGACUGGAGUUACAAUCAGCCGUCUUGGGAAUAAAGUUGAGGGAAGCUGUCAUCAACAGCCAUGACGUACAGCCGCGUAAGUCAACAUUUUGGUCAGAUUCAAAAAUAGUUCUCCAGUGGAUAAGGUCUGACGCCAGGUGCUACAAGCAGUUCGUGGCACACCGUAUAGCUGAGAUCCUGCAAACAUCUGAAGCCAGUCAGUGGAGGUGGGUACCAGGUAAAGAAAACCCAGCUGAUGAUGCUACACGCAUAAAAAUCUUUUCUCAAAAUGGUAAGUGGUUAAAUGGUCCGCCUUUUUUGAAAUUGCCUGAGCAUAGUUGGCCAGCCAUGCCAACCGAAUUUGAUAAUAGCGAAUGCCAAGAGGAGAGACGCUCCAAGCAAAUAUAUACGAUAUCGUCAGCGGAUAGAGUAAUUCCAUUUAAUAAGUAUUCAAAUUACUAUAAACUUUUAAGGGUGAUGACAUGGGUACGAUAUGCCAUAAUGAAAUUCCGUAAGGUUGACGUACGUAGAAAUGUAUAUGCAUCAAAGCUAAUUAUUGCGAACGAGAUCAAACAAACUGAAUUACUGAUAUGCCUAUUAGUACAACAAGAUGUUUUUGCUGACGAAGUUGAAUCUUUGCGCAAAGGUGCGCCAAUUACGAAAUGCAGCUCUAUAUUUAAGCUAAGCCCGAUGUUGGACAAUGAGGGCCUUAUACGACUAGGAGGUCGGAUAGACUAUGCCGAAUGCGUACCAAUGUCAACAAAGCGACCAAUAAUAUUGCCAAGGAGUCAUCCUAUAUCACGUCUUGUAGCUAAGCAUUAUCACGAACUUUUUCAUCACCACAACUUUGAGUCAGCGUUGUGCGCCAUACGUCGAAAGUUUUGGAUUCCUAGUGCGCGCAGAUUAUUGAGGUCAAUUAAAGCUAAAUGCCAGAAAUGUAAAAAUUUAUCCGCUAUUCCCGAAUCACCACUUAUGGGCCAAGUACCUAGCGAUCGAGUUACGCCGUUCGUUCGCCCGUUCACAUAUUCAGGCGUUGACUACUUUGGGCCUGUCUUAGUAGCCAUAGGCCGUCGUCAAGAAAAACGUUGGGUUGCACUCUUCACAUGUCUAACUAUUAGGGCCAUUCACCUGGAACUAGCUAGGGACCUAUCAACAGAUGCUGCCAUAAUUGUCUGCCGUAACUUUAUUAACAGAAGAGGUGUACCGGUACGGCUCCGAAGCGACAUGGGGACAAAUUUUGUCGGCGCAAGCAAAGAAGAUUGGGUAAACGUUCAAAGCGGUAUGCAAUCAGAGUGUGAUCUUCGAGGUGUAGAGUGGGUUUUCAAUGCACCUGCCAACCCAUCUGCCGGGGGCAUAUGGGAAAGAAUGGUAAGAAGCGUAAAACGAGUUUUGAUGUUCACGCUGAAGCAACGAGCGCCACAGUUGGAGACCCUGCAAAGUCUUUUGAUUGAAGCAGAAAAUUUAAUAAAUUCGCGUCCAUUAACACAUGUGCCGGUAGAGAGUACCGACGCCGAGCCCCUGUCACCCAAUCAUUUUUUGCUAGGCUGCGCGAAUGAUGUACAAACUCCUGCGCUGUCAGAGAAGAUAUGUUUACGCAAGCAGUGGCACAUAGCGCAGCAGUUGAAGCAGACUUUCUGGAAGAGGUGGAUACUGGAGUAUCUCCCUACCUUGACACGGCGUACGAAAUGGUUUAAGAGGGUGAAGCCGAUAGCUGUAGGUGACAUCGUUAUAGUUUGCGACGACAACGAGAGCCGAGGCCAUUGGAAACGGGGUAUCGUAACAGAAGCAAAGCCAGCCCCAGAUGGUCAAGUUAGAUCUGUUUUAGUCAAGACGUCAACAGGAAUUUUACGGAGACCAGCGUCUAAGAUUGCAGUGCUCGACGUUGGUAGUGAUUCUCUCACCAGUGAUGCGAAUCACGGGGGGGAGGAUGUUACCGAUUAA